This is a messenger RNA of Aureobasidium melanogenum CBS 110374, 927 nucleotides long. RefSeq lists its product as uncharacterized. Lineage: Eukaryota; Fungi; Ascomycota; Dothideomycetes; Dothideales; Saccotheciaceae. The transcript has 2 exons. The record is from RefSeq and is a predicted model, not a curated record. The coding region runs from base 1 to 927 and encodes 308 amino acids.
AUGCCUCCCAAGGACAAGUACACCGACCCUGAGCUUCGCGAUGAAGUCAAGGAGGAAAUCCACAACAGCGACAAGGGCGGCGCACCAGGCCAAUGGUCGGCAAGAAAGGCUCAGAUGAUGGCUUCCGAAUACAAGAAACGCGGUGGUGGUUACACAACCGACAAGAAAGACCAAGACGAGUCGCAACAACACCUCUCCAAGUGGGGAGAAGAAGAAUGGCAAACCAAAGACGGCUCCGCCAAUGCAAAGAACGAAGACGGCACCCAGCAACGCUACCUCCCCAAGAAGGCCUGGGAGAACAUGAGUGAGGAGGAAAAGAAAGAAACCGACGACAAGAAGCAAGCCGCCAGCAAAGAGGGCAAGCAACACGUCGAAAACACCGACAAGGCAAAAGAGAGCAGAAAGCAAGCCAAUGAGGAAGAGGACGAGAAGUACGAGAAGAAGAAGGCAGAUGAGAAGAAGGAGGGUGACGAAAAGGAAGAGGCUCAGGCUGGUGACAAGCGCACUCGCUCUUCCGAGUCUGCAUCGCCGUCGAAGAAGCAGAAGCAGAAUGAUGGUGCUGCUAAAGAGACAUCUUCGCCCUCAAAGUCAAAGUCCAACGGCAAUGAGAAGGAGGAAGAUGACAAGGACGACUCCAAAUCCUCCUCGAAUGACAAGUCUUCCAAGAACGACUCUUCAGAUUCCAAGUCCAACGACUCACACGGCAAGCCAGCAUCCAAGGAUCGCCUUCCCAAGAAGGACCAAGAAGUUUACUGGAAGACACUAGGAAACUGGACAAAAGGCACUGUCGUCGAGGUCGCGUACGAGGAGAAAGAGGUUGACGGCAAGAAGGUCAAGGCAUCGGAGGAGGAUCCCAGAAUCGUGCUCAAGAGCGAGUCUUCUGGAAAGGUCGCCGUGCACAAGCCUGACGCUGUGUUCUUCGAGUAG